Heterocephalus glaber (naked mole-rat) is the source of this 1874-nucleotide messenger RNA. Lineage: Eukaryota; Metazoa; Chordata; Mammalia; Rodentia; Bathyergidae. The record is from RefSeq and is a predicted model, not a curated record.
GCGGGCUCCGGCAGGGAAGACGGAGUACCACUUUCACCCAGCCAGUCCCCGCCGCCCCCGGGGACCCAGAAGUUCUGCUGGUGCGGCGGAGCCCGACUGGGAAGUGGGGCGAACCGAGGUGGGAGUCGGAUCCGCGGGCCCCGGGGGCAGCCAGGCCCGGCGAGGCCUCCUUCGCCGAGAAGCGCACACGUCCGCGGCCGCGUCUCCCCGCCGGCCUGAAUGGAUCGCUCCGCCUCGUCCCUCCCCAGCUCCCGGGGCGCAAUGGAAUAUUCCAUCGCCCCUCCGGGGCCGGCCGCGUUGCUGGUGACGCUCGCACCGUUGCCAGGGAAAGCCCCGGACGUGACGGCUCCGCGCGACCCCGAGCGUCCCUCCCCUCCCCGCCGCUCCCCUACGCGCUCUCCUCUCGCCCCUUUCCUCCCGGCGGGUUCCAGACCCGGGAGAAGUAAACAGCGGGCGGGGCGGGGCCUACAGACGCGGGCCAGGCGGGAGCAUGCUGCAGCUCUGGGGGCACAGGCUCCCCUCGGCGUGGGUCCUGCUCCUGUGGUCGCUGCUCCUCCUCCUUCUGCUGCUGCUGCCGCCGCCCGUCGCCCCCACCCCCCACGGCGCUUCCUACAAGCCGGUCAUCGUGGUGCACGGGCUCUUCGACAGCUCGUACAGCUUCCGCCACCUGCUGGAAUACAUCAACGAGAGAGAGCUUGCGGCCCCUGUGGGAACAGGUGCAAGGGUUCCGGGAGGCCGUGGUCCCCAUCAUGGAAAAGGCCCCUCGAGGGGUGCAUCUCAUCUGCUACUCCCAGGAUGGGACAGUAUGGAGACACUGACUACUUGAAGUGGCUGUUCCCUACCUCCAUGAGGUCUAACCUCUACCGGAUCUGCUACAGCCCCUGGGGCCAGGAGUUCUCCAUCUGCAACUACUGGCAUGACCCCCACCAUGACGACUUGUACCUCAAUGCCAGCAGCUUCCUGGCCCUGAUCAAUGGGGAGAGAGAUCAUCCCAAUGCCACUGCGUGGCGGAAGAACUUCCUCCGUGUGGGCCGCCUGGUGCUGAUUGGGGGCCCGGAUGAUGGCGUUAUUACUCCUUGGCAGUCCAGCUUCUUUGGUUUCUAUGACGCCAAUGAGACCGUGUUGGAGAUGGAGGAGCAACGGGUGUACCUGCGAGAUUCUUUCGGGUUGAAGACUCUGCUGGCCCGGGGAGCCAUAGAGCGGUGCCGGAUGGCUGGGAUUGCCCACACAGCCUGGCACUCCAACCGCACCCUGUACGAGACCUGCAUUGAGCCCUGGCUGUCCUGAGGACCCCGUGGCUGUCAGGAAGUCCCAGCCCAGAGGUCGCGCUGACCCCUCUUUGCCCACACUGCCCCCACCAGCCGGGGCUCCCAGAACUCCCUCUGCUCCUCUGAUGAGUUCCUGGCACGCCUGCCUCAUGUCGACUGUUGGGGGGCGGCUCCCUGCGCCCCCUUUCUCCCAAGGCUGAGGUUAGGAAGUGAGGGCCAGGUUUUAACUGGCGGCUGCUCUGCUGCUGCUGCUGCUCCGCAUCUGGCUGUACAGGAGGAGAGCCCACCUCUGCCCUGCACCAGGGGGGUCUCCUCCGGGCCACUCAGGACAUUUUAGCUUCUGUUCUCCCCAUGUUCAGCCCUUGCGACCUCUAGAGCGGCACCCACGAGUGUGGGGUUCUGAGGCUCCCCUAUGGGGACAGUUCUGUUCAGUGUUAGUGUUGGGGAAUAUCUGUGGCCUGUGAGGCCCAUCUCAGGUUUGGGGAUCCCCCAGUCCCUAUGGUCAGUGUUGGGGUUCCCCCUGGGAGCCUAGUUUGAGGCCCCAGCCCCUUUUAACCCUUGAAUGGGUGUUCUCCGUAUUUAUGGAAAUAAAGCUCCAUUUCCUCA